AUGCUAGCUGAGUCUAUACCUAUUGCUGAAUUCCAAGGCCGUCCGGUUGCUGAUCAUCCCGCUGCUAAGUAUGGACAACCUCCUGGCAUUCUCAGGGUCCCCAGAGAACCAGUUGAUGCAACUACAGUAGCUGAAGCUGUCUCUGUUAUUUCUUGUUGGUACGAGGACAAAACUGAAUGGGGUGAUCGUGUAGGUUGGAUUUACUGUUCAGUCACUGAAGAUGUCGUGACAGGGUACCGUAUGCAUAACCGUGGAUGGCACUCUGUCUACUGCAUCACCAAGCGUGAUGCCUUCCAAAGAUCGCUCCAAUCAAUCUCAAUGAUAGGCUCCAACAUCGUGGGACUGGAAGAACGGUGGAGGAAUGAACAGUUUUGGCUCAUUUCUGGAGCCAGUGCCCACUUCGCUGCUGUCGUACAAGGCCUCCUCAAAGUUAUUGCAGGAAUCGAGAUUUGUUUCAUACUUACUUCUAAAUCUGCAGGAGAUGACAAUGAUGAUAUUUAUGCAGAUCUCUACUUAGUGAAAUGGACUUCUUUGAUGAUCCCACCAAUUGUUAUAGGGAUGAUUAACAUUAUUGCUAUGGUAGUGGCAUUCUCAAGGGCAAUUUACAGUUCAGUUCCUCAAUGGAGCAAGUUCAUUGGUGGAGCAUUCUUCAGUUUCUGGGUGUUGGCUCAUUUGCAUCCUUUUGCCAAAGGUCUCAUGGAAAGAAGAGGAAAGACACCAACAAUUGUCUUUGUGUGGUCUGGUCCUAUUGCUAUUACACUCUCAUUACUUUAG
Messenger RNA from Fraxinus pennsylvanica, 774 nucleotides. The record is from the annotation of a GenBank genome assembly. NCBI's taxonomy places the organism in Eukaryota, Viridiplantae, Streptophyta, Magnoliopsida, Lamiales, Oleaceae.